Messenger RNA from Biomphalaria glabrata, 1447 nucleotides. Its product is annotated as gamma-glutamylcyclotransferase-like. The transcript has 3 exons. Lineage: Eukaryota; Metazoa; Mollusca; Gastropoda; Planorbidae. Gene Ontology annotation, molecular function: gamma-glutamylcyclotransferase activity. The coding region runs from base 327 to 860 and encodes 177 amino acids. The record is from RefSeq and is a predicted model, not a curated record.
CUCCGUUAAGAACAGAUAUCUAUUUAUAUUUGUUGAAAAAUAAAAUAUAGAUCGAGCUAUGUAGAUCUAAUAGGGACUUUCAUGAUUAGAUUAGAUAAAAGAGUUACGAUUCUUGUCCUUGAUCUGGUUGAGUUGAUUUUUGAGCACUAGACGUACACGUAUAAGACCUAUUCUAGAGUCUAGAUCUAGUUUUAGGCAGAGUAGACUAUCCCCUAGAUCUAGACAUGUAGAUCUGUGUAGGCCUAUCUGUUUAGUGGCAGUAUAUAUAGAUAGAUAUAGUUUACAUAUAUUGUCAAGUAGUUCAGGUGGCGUCUACAGUAAUCGUAAUGAAUACAUUCAAGUAUUUCUCGUACGGCAGUAAUUUGCUCAGGGAGAGGAUUCUAGUCAACAAUCCCUCCGCAGUGUUUUAUGGCAUUGGAAAAUUAAUUGGUUACAAGUUGACAUUUGACACCCCUAAAGACUUGCUGGAGAACCAAUGGUAUGGAGCUGUAGCUACCAUAAGAAAAGUCAGCGAAGAUCAUCACGUGUGGGGUGUGGUCUGGAGCCUGCACUUAGAGAAUCUCUCCACAUUAGAUGAACAGGAGACGGGCUACAACGCCUUCAAUGUGUCUGUUUUAGUCAACGGACAGACUGUCCAAUGCCGGACAUACGAAAUGUUUAUGGAGACCAAUGGCGACAAGCGACCGAGCCCUUACUAUCUGAAGAUCGUCCUAGAGGGCGCCAGACAGAACGGUCUUCCAGAGGAGUACAUACGUCUUCUGGAGGCGAUGGAACACAACAAAAACAUGGACCCGCCACCCAAAUACAUUAAAAUCAAGGAAGUGAUAGAGAGAUUUCGUCAACAAAACGCAUUGAGCUAAUGUAAAUAAUAAUCAAGAAUAUAUUGAAAUGUUUAGGACAAAUAAUAAACUAAUGUUAUUUUAUUUUUUUUUUCCAAUAUGCAAUAAUUUAUUAUCAACAUUAUUCCAUUAAGCAACUUUUGUACAUUCUUUAAAACAGAAGUAAUUAAUUAAGGUUACAUUUGAAAGGAGAAUAAAAAGAAGACGUUAUUGUAAGUUAGAAUUGAAACGACUGACCAAACACGUGUCCUUUUAGUUAAAGACAAAUAAAUGACCAACACAUCUCUGCAGCAUUGCCUUCUCUCUCAUCAGUUUCUGUCCUGCUUACUGCCAUACGGGUUGUCUUUUCCUUGAACGAAGUUAAAUAUUGUGUACAUAUCAUUUUUUUUUACUCAAAGUAGCGAGGCGAAGAAAUACAAUUGUGUUAGGUUGACCUUUUAAAAUUGUCUCUAAGCUACAUGGCACUAUGUUGCAUUGACUCUGACAGAAUAUCAACCAAAACAAAGACACUGUCAUUAUGCUAUGCCUGUAAUUAGUCCUAUGUGUGUGCUUGGGUGUAAUUGGCAAUGUUGAAAACUGAGCGCGAAAUAAAUAUGUCACAUCCCUAA